GUCCGAUGCAAUAUCUGCGGAUAUUAUAUCUUCAAGGGAUCCAAAUUCAAUUCGCGUAGAGAAGACGUCACUGGCGAGAAAUAUCUUGGGAUUCAAAUCUUUAGAUUCUACUUCGAGUGCCCAAACUGCGGUGAAGAGCUGAUAAUGAAGACGAAUCCACAAAAUUCAGAUUGUAUUGUAGAAUAUGGGGCAACUCGUUAUUAUGAACCCUGGCAUGCAGUUGUAGGCGACUAUGUU
Molecule: messenger RNA, 237 nt
Organism: Thlaspi arvense
Lineage: Eukaryota; Viridiplantae; Streptophyta; Magnoliopsida; Brassicales; Brassicaceae
Source: the annotation of a GenBank genome assembly